UUUUCGCGAAUGAUGUCACAAAAUGGCGACUACCAUGCGACUAUGCAACGAUGAUUUCGUCUCUACGCAGUUGGUGGAAAUGUUAAUUUAAUGGAAAUUUCCACUGUUUGGGGUUGGGCAGUUUAAAGUCAGUACAUCGACUAAAAGCAGCUAUUUAGUGGCAGGGGAGAGAAGGGUCGUUACUACAAUAUUUUAAUAACUAAAGUAUUCUCGACAUCAAAGAGGGGGUAUCAAGGUCUGUUGUGUUCUGUUAGACUAGCCUGCUAGCUAGCUAUACAGCUGGUUAGCUAACGAGUCUGCUAAUGUAAGUCUAAUUUCUCAGUUGGCCCUGGUUGAUGUCACCCAGGCUACGUCGUGACCUAACGUUACUUUAUAGUUUGUUUACUGUUACUCUCCGUUAUGGAAAUGGAAUACAAUGGUGGUGUUACGGGCGGGGUGUUGGUCAGUGGAAGUAAUGUCCCUGCAUUCCUAACGAAACUUUGGACUUUGGUGGAAGAUCCAGAAACGGACCCUCUCAUUUGCUGGAGUCCGAGUGGAAACAGCUUCCAUGUGUUUGACCAGGGAAGAUUUUCUAAAGAAGUACUUCCAAAAUACUUCAAACACAAUAACAUGGCCAGCUUUGUCCGCCAACUUAAUAUGUACGGUUUCCGCAAGGUCGUCCACAUUGAGCAGGGCGGGCUGGUGAAGCCGGAGAAAGACGACACGGAGUUUCAGCAUCCCUACUUCGUCAGAGGCCACGAGCUGCUGCUAGAGAAUAUCAAGAGAAAGGUCACCGCUGUCUCUAAUAUUAAGCACGAGGACCUCAAACUCGGCCAAGACGGGGUCUCCAAACUACUGAAUGAUGUGCAGCAUAUGAGGGGAAAGCAGGAAGCCAUGGAUUCCAAGAUCAGUGCCAUGAAGCAUGAGAACGAGGCUCUCUGGAGGGAGGUGGCCACCCUACGGCAGAAGCAUGCCCAGCAACAGAAAGUCGUCAACAAGCUCAUCCAGUUUCUGAUCACCCUGGUGCAGUCCAACCGAGCUCUCGGGAUGAAGAGGAAAAUUCCCCUAAUGCUGAAUGACAGUAGCUCAGCUCACUCCAUGCCCAAGUUCAGCCGGCAGUACUCCUUAGAGCACCGGCAGGGUGCUCCCACCUUCCCGGCCCCCACGGCAGCCUACGCGGGAGCGAGCCUCUUCCCCCCCGACUCGCCCGUCAAAUGCGGCCCGAUCAUUUCUGACGUCACGGACCUGGCGCAGACGAGCCCCACCGAAGUCGCCAGCGACUGGACAGAGAACAGGAGGAACCCGCUGGUGCGCAUUAAGGAAGAGCCGGGGAGCCCCCCCCUCAGCCCGGAGGUGGAGGAGGUGAUCCCGGGGGAGGUGUGCUCCGUGGCCGACACCCCUCUGUCGCCCACGACCUUCAUCAACUCCAUCCUGCAGGAGAGCGAGCCCGUGGCCUCCACCCAGCCCGACCCCGAGCAGAAGUGUCUCAGCAUCGCCUGCCUGGAAAAUGCUCCACAGAUGUCAGAAGUCUCUUAUGUUUGCUCAAGUCUUCCCUCCACCUCUUCUCAUCCCAGACCACUACCAGGGUCCGAACUGUGCGACCAUUUGGAAGGCAUCGAUUCCGGAUUGGAGAACCUCCAGACAAUCAUGAAUGGGCAGGCUAUCAAUUUUGAUUCUUCGCACCUUUUUGAUGUGUUCAGUUCCUCACUAUCAAACGCCGAAUUCAGUUUACCGGAUUUGGACAACAGCCUUGCCAGUAUCCAAGACCUGCUCAUACAAGACCAGAAGUCAAAUGAAUCGAGCGAAAACACAACAGAUGCUGGGAAGCAGUUGGUCCAGUAUACGUCCCAGCAGGUCCUCCUGGCAGACCCCAUCAACAUGGACAACAGCGGGGAAGACCUUCCCAUUCUGCUGGAGCUGGAGGGCGACGCCUACUUCCGCGACGACUCGGAGGACCCUACCAUUUCCCUGCUUUCCAGUGAUUACCCCCCCAGUGACACAGAGGACCCCAAGCUGUCAUAAACACAUACAGGCUUUUCAUUUUAGUUUUAUUUUACAAAGGAUGUACAGCUGUGUCUGUCGCUCCAGUUUCAUAGGCGGUUGAAAUGAACAGGUGAACCAAAAAAAUUGAAAUUAAAUUGAGAACACUGUAAAUUCAGGCAAUCGUUUUUUUACAAGUUGUGAAAGCAUUUUUUUUUUGCUUAAUAUCCCAAAAAGCUGGGUUUAUCUUUGUUUUCUUUUUUCAGAUGUAUUAGGGUAGCUUAACCAAGAUAAAUAAAUUUAUCCUCAAUUAAAUAAAUUUAAGCAAUAGAAACGAUUAAGCUCCUUGCAUGAUCGUUCUUGUUUUCUACAAAAAUAUUUUUAGCAAGUACCUAAAUAAGUAUUAUGUUGGACACAUUGAAGGCGUACUAUGCAGAAUUUUUAGCCUUGCUUUGGUCCUGUGUUUACAAUGAACAAAGUCUCCUACUCUGUCUUCAACCCCACCCACUCACCCCGAGUUCCCCACCUUACAUAGGCUAGCUGGGUAGCUGGAAGCGACGUUUUUUUUACAGGUCCAACAGAGGACAAGCCAUCACUGAAUCUGGGCAUCAUACAUAGCAACAAACACCCUGAUGAAAUGUGAUCCCGAACCACAGGCCCUGCAGCCACACCCACUCCUCCGUACACAGAAAAGAAUGCCCCGCCCGUAAAGUCCCAGACAUGUUUUAGAAAAAAUAAGGUGAAGGUGCACAUAUUGGGUGAAAGUGCAUAAAGACAGAGAUUACCAGUGCGUCAUAGAUGUGUCUCAGCAUGGUUAUUUUUAUAAUAUUUUCUAGGUAAAAAUCCUGCAUAGUAUGCCUUUAAAAAUGAACCUCUGAAAGCUGAGGGAAAGUGCAUUGCAGUUGGUCUAUAUCUUGGCUGUACAAUCUGAAAUGUUAUUUUCCUGUCCUGAUGAACAUUGCCCAUACAGAAGGCUGUCACUGGUGUGUUGCUGAAAUGUUCUGUAUUCUUGCCUUCUGGUGUUCGAGCAGCUUGCUAACCAUCUAUUUUUAACAGAUAGACCUUUGUGCUGUACAUAGCUUCUGUAAUAUGCAUUUUAGGCACAGAAUAUUUAUACGUUUCCAAAAGAUAAUAUUGAAUCCUGGAAACAGGGAAUUUGUUUUUGCAUAUAAAUUAUGUUGUUGACUUAUUUCUUGCAAAAGGAGAGCAUGGGUCUUUGGUUCACCCUUUCUUGCAAAGAGAAAAAUGUGGGUUUGAAACGGUAAAGUAAAAAAACAAAAAUUUGUAAUUGUUAUUCAUUAUACCACUAAGAUUACAGUCAUGCUACCGUUUUUUGUUUUGUUUUUAUUGAACUAAACCAUACCCUUGGUUAAACAAUUGUAAUCUUGAGUGUAAAUUGCAAUAGUUGUCUUUUUUAUAAAAAAGAUAUCUGCCUUUUAUUGCAUUGGCUCAUUUGCUUUUGAAAGCCAGAUUAAUUGUACACAGCCAAAAGAGAUGAUAUAAUAAAAGGUUCCUGUACAUAUGUACACUGUAGAUGCAUACAUUUUAAUGUUUAAAAGCAAUUUUAAUAGUCAACACGUUCCCAUAUCAUCCUAUACAUACCAGCAUAUUUUUGUUUUAUGGAUUGUCUUUCAGAAAAAUAAAGAUCCACGAAGAACUCUUUUUAUUUUUAAAGGGUUGUUUAGAAAUGGCUUGCUUUAUUGAAAGGGGGCUUGAUCAUUAUUUACAUUUCAGGUUUAACUGAAGGAAAACAGAACUAUUUUUCAUACGUGUUACUUGGUUACUUAAAAUUUUUGGGUUUUUAAAAUAUAUAUAUAUAUAUAUACUGUGUGUGCACUGUAUUUGCAGUUAAAUACACGGGUAUUGGGCAGUGACAGUUUUUAUUGUUUUGGCUCUGCACUCCAGCACACUGGAUUUGAAGUAGAACAAUGAAUAUGGGGUUAAAGUGUGGACUGUCAGCUUUAAUUUGAGCGUAUUUACAUUGCAUGCAUACUGUCCCCAUUUUAGGGGAGCAAAAGUAACUGGACGAAUGAACACAACCUGAAAUGAAGUCAUAAUUUUUUGUACUUUGUUGCAAAUCCUUUGCAUUCGAUAUCUUCCUAGAUAUCUUCCCUGGUGAUGCUUUGCUAGGCCCGUACUGCAGCCAUCUUCAGUUCCUGUUUGUUCCUAGGUUGUUUUGCCUUCAGUCUUGUCUGCAGGAAGAUUCACUUGGCCAUUCCACAUUUUGGUCCUGAAAAACUCCUGUGUUGCUUUACCAGUGUGUUCGGGGUCAUUGUCCUGGAAGGUGAAGCACCAAUCAGUUUUGAGGCCUUUGGAUGGAUCUGACUAAAGAUGUUUUUUGUUACUUUUAGCAAACUCUGACCUGACCACUCUGUUCUUCAGGCUUAUCAGUGGUUUGCAUCUUGGAGGGAACGCUCUGAGGUUGUGCUGGUGUCGUCUAUUCUUUAUGGUAGUAUUCACAGUCGGAAGUAUUUGGUCAUCCCCUACAGUGUCAUUCUUGCAGUGUAUCAAACAGUUUAUUUUGACCCAAUGUCUCUAUUGGGUUUAUUCAGAUUCAUGUUCAGAGACAACAGCAACAAUGCUAAUUCAACACCUAGAAUUAACUCUAUACUUUUUUUUUUAGCUUUCUUGUUCAUGUACUGGUGAUGCAAAGACACAGCUGGCCAAGACACAGGUGAUCAGCCAAUUGUUCCAUUACUUUUGCUCCCCUAAAAUGUGGGGACCAUGUAUGAAUAGAGCUGUAAUUCCUACAUGGAUCACAAAUUAUAAUAACCUCAAAUUAAAGCUGACUGUCUGUACUUUAACCUCGCAUUGUUUUAUUUCCAGUCCAGAGCAGAAACAACGAAUAUUCUGUCACAGUCUCAAUACUUUUGCAUUUAACUGUAUAUUGGCAUACUGCAUUGCCAAGCAUUGCUUUGUAUAAGGGUGUUACCAAUUCCUGAAAAUGUUGAAUUUGUAAGCAACUUUUAUUUUUUAUGCUGAUGAGUGUUGAGGUGUUUAUUUCUGUGUCCAAUAGAUGAACCUUAACAUUCUUUUCAAACUGUUAGUUUGGCAAAUGUCACUGCGUGAGAAUUCCUGUAUGAAAAGAUUUUGUGUAUAAGGAUGAAACCUUGUUUUUGGCAUGUUUUGUCACAGAUUAUCAUGGUUAUUUUAAAAUGUUCAAAUACAGGCUUUGGCAAAUAUAAUACACAUAACUGGU
Messenger RNA from Anguilla anguilla (European eel), 5158 nucleotides. RefSeq names its product heat shock transcription factor 1 (gene hsf1). The transcript has 14 exons. Gene Ontology annotation, molecular function: DNA-binding transcription factor activity; sequence-specific DNA binding. The coding region runs from base 400 to 2001 and encodes 533 amino acids. Lineage: Eukaryota; Metazoa; Chordata; Actinopteri; Anguilliformes; Anguillidae. The record is from RefSeq and is a predicted model, not a curated record. Gene Ontology annotation, biological process: regulation of DNA-templated transcription.